Molecule: messenger RNA, 1221 nt
Organism: Sesamum indicum (sesame)
Lineage: Eukaryota; Viridiplantae; Streptophyta; Magnoliopsida; Lamiales; Pedaliaceae
Product: putative histone chaperone ASF1A
Biological process (GO): DNA replication-dependent chromatin assembly
Cellular component (GO): chromatin; nucleus
Molecular function (GO): histone binding
Source: RefSeq, a predicted model, not a curated record
CUCCAAUACACUCCCCUGGGAGCUGUAAUCGCUUUUGAGGGCUUACGAUUUCCAUCAAAUAAAGCAGAUAAUUGCACUUCAUGAUUUCGUCCAGGGCUUUCAUUUUCGCGGUUGCCCAAUUCCAAGCUCAAAACUUUCCCGCCAACCCACAACUCGCCGUUGCUGUUUCUGUAUAAAACUUGCCUUCGCAUUCUCUCUCUCUCUCUCUCUCUAGCUCCUUCACUGCUUUUCAAAAUUUCUAGGGUUUCGUUUGUGUGGAUGGUCUUCUGUUUUUUCCCCAAUCCAAAGGUUGAAGUUGAAUUCGCUGUUGAGGAACGAUGAGCGCAGUUAAUAUAAAGGAUGUCACCGUUUUGGACAACCCGGCUCCGUUCAUCGACCCUUUCCAAUUCGAAAUCUCUUACGAAUGCUUGACUCCCCUUAAAGACGAUUUGGAAUGGAAGCUGAUCUAUGUGGGAUCAGCUGAGGAUGAAACUUAUGACCAAGUCCUUGAAAGUGUGUUUGUUGGGCCUAUAAAUGUUGGUAAUUAUCGUUUUGUUUUCCAGGCUGAUCCUCCGGACCCGACAAAAAUUCAAGAGGAAGAUAUUAUUGGGGUCACAGUGCUACUUUUGACUUGCUCUUAUCAGGGACAAGAAUUUGUUCGAGUAGGAUACUACAUCAAUAAUGAUUAUGAUGAUGAGCAGCUAAGAGAAGAGCCUCCCCAGAAGGUUUUAAUAGACAAGGUCCAAAGAAAUAUUUUAGCUGACAAACCAAGAGUGACUAAGUUUCCAAUUAACUUUAAUCCUGUGAACAAUGAAAAUGGAGAACAGCCUUGUCCAUCACCAGAGCAUCAUCCUACAGAAAUGAAUGUGAAAGGUGAUGAGCUGCCUUGCUCCAACCAGCCCUCUGUCGAGUGUUCCUGAACUACAGACAUCAAGGUCAGGCUUUUUUGUUGAAUUGAUGUCAGUUAAUUCAUUAGAAUCUAGAAGUUCUUAGUGUCAUGCUAAAGGAAUCUUUUGUUUUUUCCGGUAGCAAUGUAUUGAUUUUUGUUUCUUCAUCCGCACAAAUUGCAAGAACAUGCUUUUACAUUGUAUAAUGGUUAAUACAAAUCUCCUUCAAUCAGCAAUCUCCAAAUAAAGAUUUCAACAAGAUGUUCCCUCCCUUCAUGUUGGAAUAGCUUCUGUGUCGGUAUUAUGUAGGCAAAUGUAUGGUAGGAAGAGGAUUGUCUAUGUCAAAGCAUAACAA